AUGGCGCGUCGCAACACGGGUAAACCAGUCGUUGAAGAUGACGACGACGAUUGGGGCUCCAACGCCAAGUGGGUUCCCGCCUCGCAGCGCGCCGCAACCGGCGGCGGUGGCGAGCAGACGCUUAAGGAACUCGAGGACGAGGCGCUGCAGAAGAACAGCGAGUUAACGGACGCGACUCUCAAUCUGCGACGAAUCACAGAGCAGACGAAGGGCGUCGCGGGACAGACGCUGGUGACGCUUAAGGAGCAAGGCGACCAAAUCACGCGUAUACACGAGAACGCCGUUACGCUGGACCAAGAAAUGGAGAAGUCCGAGAAGCUUCUGAGCAAGCUCGGCGGGAUGUUUUCGUUCGGCUGGAAGCCGAAGAAGGGUCACAAGGUCACGGGACCCAAGACUUCAGCCAACAAGAAGGACUCGGCAUCAGGGGACGCGGCGAGCCGCGAGGGCUUGGGGUUGUCGGAGCCUAAGGCGGGCGCGGCGCCUCCCAAAGCCAAGGAGGGCAUGACAGCAAUGGAGAAGAUCGAGGUAGGAGGGUCAAAGGUGACUGUACACGAGUGUGACUAA
Closterium sp. Yama58-4 is the source of this 564-nucleotide messenger RNA. NCBI's taxonomy places the organism in Eukaryota, Viridiplantae, Streptophyta, Zygnematophyceae, Desmidiales, Closteriaceae. The record is from the annotation of a GenBank genome assembly.